AGGGCGAGCAGAGCUGCGGGCGCAGGAAGGGGCCGAGUUGUCGGAGGUGCCCAGGGCGCCGGCGGCUCCUAGAGGGCCGGAUCCGUGGCGGGAGAAGCUGCGGCUGCUGUUGCUGUGUCCGUCCGUCCCUCGCGGCGCCGGCGCUCCCGGGAUGGGCCUCCCGGAGCUGUGGCUGUGGCUGCUGGCGUCGGCGGGGAUCGUGCGCGAGUCCCUACAAGGAGAGUUCCAAAGGAAGCUUUACAAGGAGCUGCUGAAAAAUUACAACCCUCUGGAGCGACCCGUUGCAAAUGAUUCCCAGCCACUCACUGUCUACUUCACUCUCAGCCUCAUGCAGAUCAUGGAUGUGGAUGAAAAGAAUCAAGUAUUAACAACAAAUAUCUGGCUGCAAAUGUACUGGACAGAUCAUUAUCUACAGUGGAAUGUGUCUGAAUACCCAGGAGUGAAGAAUGUUCGUUUUCCGGAUGGACUGAUUUGGAAGCCCGAUAUUCUUCUCUAUAACAGUGCUGAUGAAAGAUUUGAUGCUACUUUUCACACCAAUGUUCUAGUGAAUUCUUCAGGCCAUUGCCAGUACCUGCCACCAGGCAUAUUUAAAAGUUCCUGCUACAUAGAUGUGCGCUGGUUUCCAUUUGAUGUUCAGAAAUGUAACCUGAAGUUUGGAUCCUGGACCUACGGAGGCUGGUCCUUGGACUUACAAAUGCAAGAAGCAGAUAUAUCUGGCUAUAUUUCAAAUGGGGAGUGGGAUUUAGUAGGAGUUCCUGGGAAGAGGACUGAGAGCUUUUAUGAGUGUUGUAAAGAACCCUACCCAGAUGUGACAUUCACAGUAACCAUGAGACGUAGGACUCUUUACUACGGACUCAAUCUCCUUAUUCCUUGUGUACUGAUAUCAGCGCUUGCUUUGUUAGUUUUCCUGCUUCCAGCAGACUCAGGAGAAAAGAUCUCACUAGGUAUCACGGUUUUAUUGUCUCUCACUGUCUUCAUGCUGCUUGUGGCUGAAAUUAUGCCAGCAACGUCUGACUCCGUGCCCUUAAUUGCUCAGUAUUUUGCCAGCACUAUGAUUAUUGUUGGUCUUUCUGUGGUUGUCACUGUUAUUGUUCUACAAUACCACCACCAUGAUCCAGAUGGCGGGAAAAUGCCUAAAUGGACAAGGAUCAUCCUUCUGAACUGGUGUGCUUGGUUCCUGAGGAUGAAAAGACCAGGGGAAGAGAAAGUGCGUCCUGCCUGCCAACACAAACAGCGCCGCUGCAGCCUGUCCAGUGUGGAGAUGAACACUGUGAGUGGACAGCAAUCCAGCAAUGGGAACAUGCUGUACAUUGGGUUUAGGGGGCUGGAAGGGGUUCACUGCACACCUACCACUGAUUCAGGUGUAAUCUGUGGGAGGAUGACCUGCUCACCAACAGAUGAAGAAAACCUGCUGCACAGUGGCCACCCCUCUGAAGGUGACCCAGAUCUGGCUAAGAUUUUGGAGGAGGUCAGGUACAUUGCAAACCGAUUCAGAGACCAGGAUGAAGAGGAAGCCAUUUGCAAUGAAUGGAAGUUUGCAGCCUCUGUAGUGGAUCGGCUCUGCUUGAUGGCCUUUUCAGUCUUCACAAUCAUUUGUACAAUUGGUAUUUUAAUGUCAGCACCAAACUUUGUAGAGGCUGUGUCUAAAGAUUUUGCUUAACUCCUAACUAGAACUCCUAACUGCUUCUCUGAAUGCUAUGUAGCAAAUAAGAAUGUGGGGUUUUUGAUUGCUUGUUUCUAAUGAGUGUGCUGCUUCUCAUUGUCUGCUUUCUUUUGCCCCCCUCACUGAUCCUGAGUUCCUUUUGGAAGAGUGGCACCAUUUCGCAAGGGAAGCUAAGGAUUUCUCUUUGGGCUGCCUGGGCACAGCUCCUUUGAGCCCUCUUUUGUGGAAAAUGCAAUGGCUGAAAGUCCCUUCAGAAUGACAGGGUAUCGCACCAACAGCUCUUACACACAUUUGAACUGGCUAUUACAAAAUAAGAGGUAGGCAAUGCCACAAAUGUCACUUCUUGCAGAUUUUAUUAUAAAAGAUAAUGUGGUCCAUCUUAACUAUUUGAAUGGGUGACUGUAAACACUGAUGUUUAGGAGGGGAUUAAAUCCACAUGGAUGCUCAAACAGCAGAGCGAAAGGGGAGAAGUAGUUGUCUUUUUGGUUACUGCUUCUUACUGAGCUGUCAUAUGUAGCUCUCAGGCUCACUUACAGUCAGUCAGCCUGUACCUCCCUCCAUGCACUUUCAAUAGAGCAUAAAUGACUUUCAGAAUUCUGAAUCAAAAACCUGAAAGUUAAGGGGACACACCAUAUAACUUGUCCUUCCAUAUCUUUCUGGAUUUGACCUAGAAGAAGUUUGGCCUGAAUUCUUAAACAGGCUUCACAGUAAUUUGUGCAGUGUUUACUACUUCUUCCUUCUCCCCAGAAAGGCACUCUUUCAACUGAUGACCUUUUUAACUAUCAGAAAGAAAAAUGAUUGAUUUAUGAUGCCUUUAUCAUCACUUGUUUAAAAAAACCCCAACAACUCCCACACUUGCCUCUUUACUGCUAACCAGAUUCCAGUGAGGAAAAAGUAACUCAGUGUCUUGUACAGGCUUAAGCAUAAGUGAGGAAUCUAAAGCAAAGAAGCCAGUAAAUCCUGAGAUCAAUGUUUUCAUUUAAAAAUUAAAUGUUUGAUCUGCUGUGUGCCUAGCCUUCUAUAGAACUCCUCCUGUUGAGUCACCAUAACAUUGUUUUUAGAAGAAAACUGCACCUUUUCUGCUCAGUUUAUCAUCAGAUGAGUACUAAUGAAUAAUAAAGCUUUUUGGGUCUGAUAUAAACUAUAAAAUGUAUAAAUAUAUAUUUAUAUAUACAUAGCAUAUACAUUCACAGAAAGAUUAAGACUUUUAAAUAUAAAUUCUCUUGAGCCUAGAAAGACUUUUGCAAAGGCAAAACUAAUAGUUAAUCACUUUUUGUUAUCUCUGAUUCUGAAAUUCUCUUGUCAAAAUUCUCUUAGUUUUGAUGUGACUGAUGUCUUAAUGAAAAGGACUGAGCUGAAAAUACCAGGAUCUGAAACUUUGUAUGUACAAAAUAGCUGAGAAUUAGUCCCUUGCUAGCACACCAGUAUUCCCAACCAGUGAUGUAAGUGGUAAAAGGUGUGGAGGAGGACUACUUUAGCACUGGCUGCUUGCUUUAUCCUGCAAAAUCCCAGUUUUUUGGCUGAGGUCUUCAGAGACACAGAGGCCUGUUGUACCAUUGUUUUACUGUGAAAUGAACUCAAGGCCUCAGUUUAUCUUCUAAGAUGGAUUAAAAUAAAGUGACUGAGAUGCUUAUUCUCCCUAGGUAAUGAUUUCCUUUUCAGAGUCUGCUCCCCUGAAAGCAGGAGAAUCGAAUUGGAUGUAAACCAAGCCUAGAGUCACCACAGGUACAGUCCCUCACCUAAGUGAACACCUUGUGCAAGCACCUUCCUGCCUGAGAUAGGGCAGGACGAGUGAAAGGAAGGCAGGAUAUCUCUCACAGUUUGUGAAUUUUGUCCUCCUGAAGGUGCAUUAGAAUCUUACACUGCAAAGACAUGAGCAAAACAUUCAACACCUUCUUGAAAGCUCAUCCUGAAACCACCAUGUCUUAGAGUUACCUAUAUGUUUUCAGGAACAAGAACUAAGAGCAAGCCAUGUAAUAAUGCCUGCAAGUAGAUUCUAGUUUGUAGAUUGCAUAUGAAUGGGAAACUUUGAGUCCAAAAUCUGAAAUGUGAGUUUUGUUCACUUGUGAAUAACUACACAUAUCCCGUGGCACGUGCUGCUCCCCUGAAUAAUGUUCCUAGGCUGGGAUUCCUGGUGUGAAUGUUGAUUUGCAUUGGCAGUUUUCCUUGCUGCAAGUAUCCCUAAGUAGCUAAGUAGAGUGUUCCAUUUAGUCUUGUAAAGUUUUGGGGUCCUCUUGGACAAUAAUUUUCUAGAAAGAAAUGAAGACUUUUGAGGAUUGUCUUGCACAAUGGGACACAAUUAAUGCAAUCAUGAUACAUGAUGCAUGAAAUGUAGGAAGCAUGAGAGUCCCUCUCUUUCCAUCUAAAUCCAUUUACAGUAUCUGUAGAAAUCGUCUUGCUAAACACAGGAGGAUGGAGAAAGCAUAAUUUGACAGUAAACUUAAUUAUCAGUGGCAGACAUGCCUGGGCUUAAAAACUGGAGCCUGGUGCUUGACCUUUAGUGAAGUCCUACCAAAGUCUGUAACGCUGAGUCUGUCACACAGUCAGAGAAUCCCAGGUGUGAGACAGGAGCAGUGAGACACCAACCUCCACCUCUGCCUCCACCACUGCCUUCACUGUUGGCAGGAUUCAUGGAAAUGCACCAAGGGCUCAAGGGAAUCUUCAUUCUCCUGCUGUUAACACCACCUGUAAACAUUUGGUAGUAAGUUUAUUAUACAUUUUAAAUAUAACAGUGACAACUCCUCCAUUAUGUUCUUUUGCACAUCUGAGUCCAAUUCUCCUGUAACUGAGCUGAGCAAAAUGGGUAUGGUUUUUGUCAAACUGUGUGUGUCAAAUAUAUUUGUGUAUGCUAAACAAUAUUUUGAUCUAAACGCUGUGAAAGAAUAUUUAUUUACAAUUUGGGCACAGAGAUGGAAAUUAAAUUCUGUAUACAGUAUGUGUAUAUAAUAUUAAAGACUAUAUAUUGAUGGUAAGGACCUGUUAUAAUCUUAAGAGUCCAGAUGAUGAGCAAGUGAUUCACCACAACUAAGCUAUGACUUGCCUGACAAAUUCAUAAGCUCACUCUAGAGCUCAGCUGUCAUGUACAAUACUAUGUGUGAACAAUGUAUAUUGCUUUUUCUGUUUUUAUAUUGAAUUGUAUUGAAUAUUUAAAAGACUUUUUAAUAUUUUAAAAAAUUUAUUUAAGUGUUAAUACCAGAAAAGUUCCAAACAUAAAAUUUAAAAAGUUAGUUUUAAAUACAGAUAAAUUAUUUAAACAGUAUUUAAAAUAUUAAAUUAUUUUAUAUAGGAAUUGAUAAUACUAUGUAAGACUUUUUUUAAAAGGUUUCUUUAAAUUCUCUUUACAUUCUCAAGCUGCAGGAUGUAGUCUCAGUUCACCUGUGAUAUUUCAACUCUUCAGCCUUUAACAAGGAAAGAAGGUAAACCAAAGCCCUAGAUUUUCUUUCCUUUUCUUAUAGUCUUUUUUACAUUAAGAAACAUUGCAUAAAGGGCAUUAGAAAGAGAUGUAACACUUGUCAGGUACUGAUUGUCAUAUAAGCAACUCAAUACCUUUUCAGUCCAGUACAAAUAAAAGAUUUAGAUCAAGAGA
Molecule: messenger RNA, 5249 nt
Organism: Myiozetetes cayanensis
Lineage: Eukaryota; Metazoa; Chordata; Aves; Passeriformes; Tyrannidae
Product: neuronal acetylcholine receptor subunit alpha-7
Exons: 10
Coding region: 152-1660 (502 amino acids)
Biological process (GO): monoatomic ion transmembrane transport; signal transduction; nervous system process
Cellular component (GO): neuron projection; postsynaptic membrane; synapse
Molecular function (GO): acetylcholine-gated monoatomic cation-selective channel activity; transmembrane signaling receptor activity
Source: RefSeq, a predicted model, not a curated record